Raphanus sativus (radish) is the source of this 1891-nucleotide messenger RNA. RefSeq names its product AMSH-like ubiquitin thioesterase 1. The record is from RefSeq and is a predicted model, not a curated record. Gene Ontology annotation, cellular component: endosome; membrane. The coding region runs from base 147 to 1682 and encodes 511 amino acids. The transcript has 14 exons. Gene Ontology annotation, biological process: protein K63-linked deubiquitination; protein K48-linked deubiquitination. Gene Ontology annotation, molecular function: protein binding; K63-linked deubiquitinase activity; metal-dependent deubiquitinase activity. NCBI's taxonomy places the organism in Eukaryota, Viridiplantae, Streptophyta, Magnoliopsida, Brassicales, Brassicaceae.
AGCGUCGUCGUUGCUUCCUCGCCAAUAGCCAUUAUCGCGUCCUCUGACCCUCUCGCCGUCUCUUUGGAACGGACGAUUCAAUCACCGAUUGGCCGAGAUCUGAUCCUCAACCUCUUACACGGAAGGAAGAACUGCACUCGACUACAAUGGGAUCGCCUUCUGAGAUCAUCGACAUCGCUACUAGUGCUCGGAGAAUAGGCGUGGACAAUCGCAUCUCCCUCAAAUUCUACUUCAGAAUCGCAGAUAACAUCCUCAAACAGGCCAACAUAUUUCGAGCUGAGAAGAAUAUAAUUGACUUAUAUGUCAUGCUUCUGCGUUACUCGAGCUUGGCUCUGGAGACUAUACCUUCCCAUCGUGAUUACAGAACAUCUCUUAAAAGCAACAAAGAGUAUUUGAGAAUGAGACUAUUGGAUGUCUUGGCUGAGCUGGAGAAGUUGAAACCAGUUGUACGGCAACGGAUCCAAGAACUCUAUCCCAAGCCUUUACCUCGGUAUAGUGUGCAAACUCUUCCACCAAAUGGUUCUCAACGCUGGUCUUCCGCUGUAAAACCAUCGUUAAGUAGCUAUGAUCAUGCAAAGGUAAUAAAUCCUUCUGUUCACAGUGUUGGCUACAUGGGUUCCAGGGGUCAGCAAUUCUUGAACGUUCCACCAAUUGAACAGCGUUUCCGAAAUAUGUCAGUGAACUUAAUCCAACCUACAGAAGAAACCCUUUCCAAGCAUUCUAUCUUGGGUCCAACUGGACUCCGUGCACAGUGGCAGCCUCCGAAGAAUGACGUAAAGGUUCAGUAUCCAAGCAAUAUAGAUUUUUCGCCUGUUGAAAUCCCAAGCUUCCGACAACAAUCCGUGGAUAGCAAGCCUAUGAUAACAAACGGCAGUAGCAACGAACCCGAGAAGCCAAUUGUGGAAUCAAGCUCUACUCCAAGUGAAAAAAUCCAGAAAAAUUACACGGAAGAACUUUCUUCAAUGAUUUCUUUCGAAGAAGAAAAGGAAUGCGUUAAUGAUAAUAAUAACAUCAUUAGGCAGCCUUCACCACCUCCAGUACUUGCAGAAGUUCAAGACUUGGCUCAUGGGUUAUGUCAUGAAGCUAAUGAAGUGGAAUGUAAGAUAGAUAACUCCUUGCCAGAUGAGUCUCUACGGGCGGAAUCUCCUCUUCAACUCCAUAUUGCAACGACAAUGAUGGAUGCCUUUAUGAGGCUUGCCAACUCGAACACCAAGAAGGAUUUAGAGACGUGUGGUAUUCUUGCUGGUUCACUAAAAAACCGAAAGUUCUAUAUCACAGCUCUCAUCAUACCAAAACAAGAAUCAACAUCUAACUCGUGUCAGGCCACAAACGAAGAGGAGAUAUUUGAAGUACAGGACAAGCAAUCCCUUUUCCCACUUGGAUGGAUCCAUACGCAUCCGACACAGUCUUGUUUCAUGUCAUCCAUUGAUGUCCACACACACUAUUCAUACCAGAUUAUGUUACCAGAAGCUGUGGCAAUCGUUAUGGCGCCUCAAGACUCUUCAAGGAAACAUGGAAUGUUCAGGCUGACAACACCGGGAGGAAUGACGGUGAUUAGGAAUUGUGACCAGCGAGGGUUUCACGCACACAGUUCGCCGGCAGACGGAGGACCAAUUUACAAUACUUCUACGGAAGUUUACAUGAACCCUGAUCUCAGGUUCGAUGUCAUUGAUCUCAGAUAGCAUAUCAUUUGCACGUUUGAAAAUGAAAAAACUAUGUUCAGUAAAAAAACCCAUCUUUCUUUACGAUUGUAACUAUAUUUGGUUGUAUAUCCGAUUUUAAUAUUUGCUACGUAAUUUCGUGUACAAUUGACAUGUAAAAUUGAAAUAACUUUUUGUUGUAAGUUAUUAUCACUUGAUUGUUAAUCAAAAAUGGGAAAAAAAUUUAUGAA